Callorhinus ursinus (northern fur seal) is the source of this 502-nucleotide messenger RNA. RefSeq names its product spermatogenesis associated 33 (gene SPATA33). The record is from RefSeq and is a predicted model, not a curated record. Gene Ontology annotation, cellular component: cytoplasm; nucleus. NCBI's taxonomy places the organism in Eukaryota, Metazoa, Chordata, Mammalia, Carnivora, Otariidae.
GUGUCACUCGGGCUGUGGGCCCGCGGAGGUGCCGAGUGCCGAGCUGCGCCGGCGGGGGCGGUGGGCUCACCUAUGGGACUUUCCAAAAGCAAACACAAAUCCAGGAAAGGUGAGGAGAAAAAGAAGGGGCGCAGGUCUUCCCCUGCAAAGACUAAGGAAAGGUCGAUGGACAGGCGUUCUCGAGAGACCGAGAGGCCUCCAGACACCAAGGCUGCAGAGAGCUUCCAAGGGAAGAAGGGGGCAGCCAAGCGACAGUGGCCUCCUUCAUCUGAAGUCGAAGAGAAACCUGAUGUAAAGGUAAAGGCGAGCAAGAAGAAAGCUGCCAUUCCACAGAUCAUCAUCACUAGAGCCUCAAAAGAGACUCUAGCCAGCUACAGUUCCAUCGGAAGUGAAGAGCAGAGAAUCAUUAAGGAGCAGGUGGAAUGGGGCCCCUACUCCCGACACAGAAACCCCAGUACAGUAGACGCCUAUGGUUUACGAGAAUAAACAAGCACCCCGAGUA